This is a messenger RNA of Acytostelium subglobosum LB1, 729 nucleotides long. RefSeq lists its product as hypothetical. Gene Ontology annotation, biological process: proteasome-mediated ubiquitin-dependent protein catabolic process. Gene Ontology annotation, cellular component: nucleus; cytoplasm. Bases 1 to 729 code for a protein of 242 amino acids. The transcript has 5 exons. The record is from RefSeq and is a predicted model, not a curated record. NCBI's taxonomy places the organism in Eukaryota, Evosea, Eumycetozoa, Acytosteliales, Acytosteliaceae. Gene Ontology annotation, molecular function: protein binding.
AUGUUCAACAUAUCAACUGGAAGCUCAUCAUCAUCAGCCUCUUCAUCCUAUCAUAACAAGGAGAGAUAUACAAAAGAGGAAUGGGAGAAGAAGUUAAGUGAAGUUAAUAUAUCAAAGAGUGAUCUAAACAAGUUGGUGAUGAACUAUCUUGUGAUUGAGGGAUAUAAAGAGGCGGCAGAGAUGUUCCAACAAGAGUCUGGUACAAAGAGUUCAGUAGAUCUACCAUCGAUUGUAGAUAGAAUGGCGAUUAGAUCAGCGAUACAAAGAGGUGACAUUGAACAAGGAAUAGAGAUUGUCAAUGAUUUGAAUCCAGAAAUAUUAGAUACCAAUCCUCAACUAUGUUUCCAUCUGCAACAACAAAGAUUGAUUGAACUGAUCAAGAAAGGAAAGUUGGCAGAGGCCAUCCAGUUUGCACAAGAAGAACUGGCACCUCAUUGCGAAGAUAAUCCAAAGUUCCUGGAGGAACUGGAAAGAACAAUGACAUUGUUGGUGUUUGAAGACCUUGCCAAAUCACCUCUGGCUGAUCUAGUGGACAACUCUCAACGACAAAAGACGGCCAGUGAGCUGAAUGCUGCGAUAUUGGUCAGUCAAAGUCAGGACAAAGACCCCAAGCUACCAACCAUUCUCAAGAUGCUCAACUGGGCUCAGGCACAGCUCGAGGAGAAAUGUAUAUAUCCCAAUAUGAAGAACCUGGUCACUGGCGAGUUCAAAGAGGAGGCUGACUCCUGA